Messenger RNA from Dromiciops gliroides (monito del monte), 9508 nucleotides. It is a transcript of the gene FLNB, whose product is annotated as filamin B. Lineage: Eukaryota; Metazoa; Chordata; Mammalia; Microbiotheria; Microbiotheriidae. The coding region runs from base 117 to 7925 and encodes 2602 amino acids. Gene Ontology annotation, molecular function: actin filament binding. The record is from RefSeq and is a predicted model, not a curated record. The transcript is spliced from 46 exons. Gene Ontology annotation, biological process: actin cytoskeleton organization.
GCCGGAGCCUGAGCAGCCGCAGCCGCACCAGCAUCGCAUCGCGCGCCCGCAGCAGCCGCAGCCGCAGCAACCAGAGCAGCAGCAGCAUCGCCUAGCCCAGCCCGGCCGCCGCCGAGAUGCCCGUGACCGAGAAGGACCUGGCCGAGGACGCGCCGUGGAAGAAGAUCCAGCAGAACACGUUCACGCGCUGGUGCAACGAGCACCUCAAGUGCGUGAACAAGCGCAUCGGCAACCUGCAGACGGACCUGAGCGAUGGGCUGCGGCUCAUCGCGCUGCUCGAGGUGCUCAGCCAGAAGCGCAUGUACCGCAAGUUCCACCAGCGGCCCACCUUCCGCCAGAUGCAGCUCGAGAACGUGUCCGUGGCGCUCGAGUUCCUGGAGCUGGAGAGCAUCAAGCUCGUGUCCAUCGAUAGCAAAGCCAUCGUUGAUGGGAACUUGAAGCUCAUUCUGGGCCUGGUAUGGACCCUCAUUCUUCACUACUCAAUUUCUAUGCCUGUAUGGGAAGAUGAAGGAGAUGAUGAUGCCAAGAAGCAAACUCCAAAGCAGAGGCUUCUAGGCUGGAUUCAAAACAAAAUCCCUUAUUUGCCCAUCACCAACUUUAACCAGAACUGGCAAGAUGGCAAAGCGCUGGGAGCCCUUGUGGACAGUUGUGCCCCAGGUCUUUGCCCUGACUGGGAAUCUUGGGAUCCUUCAAAGCCCGUGGACAAUGCCCGGGAAGCCAUGCAGCAGGCCGAUGAUUGGUUGGGAGUCCCACAGGUCAUCACUCCUGAAGAAAUCAUUCAUCCCAAUGUGGACGAACAUUCCGUCAUGACUUACCUGUCCCAGUUCCCCAAGGCCAAACUCAAGCCCGGAGCCCCUCUGAAACCCAAACUCAACCCGAAGAAGGCCCGGGCCUACGGCCGAGGAAUUGAACCCACUGGAAACAUGGUGAAGCAGCCGGCCAGAUUUACAGUGGACACUAUUAGUGCUGGACAAGGAGAUGUGAUAGUUUUUGUAGAAGAUCCCGAAGGCAACAAAGAGGAGGCACAAGUGACUCCAGACAGUGAUAAGAACAAGACUUAUUCUGUUGAGUAUCUGCCUAAGGUCACCGGACUUCACAAAGUCACAGUUCUCUUUGCUGGUCAACACAUCUCCAAGAGUCCAUUUGAAGUCAACAUUGACAAGGCCCAGGGGGAUGCUAGCAAAGUGACAGCAAAGGGACCUGGCUUGGAAGCCACCGGCAAUAUUGCUAAUAAGGCAACUUGCUUUGACAUCUACACAGCAGGAGCUGGUGUGGGAGACAUUGAAGUUGAGGUGGAAGAUCCCCAAGGGAAAAAAACUGUCGAAAUUGUCAUGGAAGACAAAGGGAACCAGGUCUACCGCUGUGCCUACAAACCCAUUCAGGCUGGUCCCCAUGUGGUCAAGGUCUCAUUUGCUGGAGAAUCUAUUCCCAAAAGCCCCUUUACUGUGAAUGUCGGUGAAGCCUGCAAUCCAAAUGCCUGUCGGGCCAGCGGUCGAGGCCUGCAGCCCAAGGGAGUGAGGAUCCGCGAGACGGCCGACUUCAAGGUGGACACAAAAUUGGCAGGAAGUGGGGAACUGAGUGUGACUGUGCGAGGGCCCAAGGGGCUGGAGGAGUUGGUGAAACAGAAGGGCUUCGUGAAUGGCGUUUACACUUUUGAGUACUACCCAGGAACUCCUGGGAAAUACGUCGUGGUCAUCACGUGGGGCGGACACAACAUUCCAAAGAGCCCCUUUGAAGUCCAAGUGGGCCCUGAGGCUGGUGUUCAGAAAGUAAGAGCCUGGGGGCCCGGUCUCCAUGGAGGCAUCGCUGGGAGGUCGGCAGACUUUGUGGUGGAAUCCAUCGGCUCAGAAGUUGGAUCACUGGGGUUUGCCAUUGAAGGUCCAUCCCAGGCCAAGAUCGAAUAUGAUGACCAGAACGAUGGUUCCUGUGAUGUGAAGUAUUGGCCCAAGGAGCCUGGGGAGUACGCCGUGCACAUCAUGUGUGACGAUGAGGACAUCAAGGACAGUCCUUACAUGGUCUACAUCCAACCGGCCACAGGAGACUUCAACCCAGACUUGGUUCAAGCCUAUGGUCCAGGAUUAGAGAAGACUGGUUGUAUCGUCAAUAACUUGGCAGAAUUUACUGUUGAUCCUAAGGAUGCUGGGAAGGCGCCCUUGAAGAUCUAUGCUCAGGAUGGAGAAGGCAAUCCCAUUGAGAUUCAGAUGAAGGGCAAGAUGGAUGGAACCUAUGCCUGUUCUUACACACCACUGAAGCCAAUAAAACAUACAAUUUCUGUCGUCUGGGGAGGAGUGAAUAUCCCCAAAAGCCCAUAUAGGGUUGGCGUUGGUCAAGGGAGCCACCCUCAGAAAGUCAAAGUGUUUGGUCCUGGUGUGGAAAGAAGUGGUCUAAAAGCCAGUGAGCCCACUCAUUUCACCGUCGACUGUACAGAGGCAGGGGAAGGUGAUGUCAGUGUUGGCAUUAAAUGUGAUGCUGGAGUCCUGAGCAAGGAUGAAGAAGAUGUAGACUUUGACAUCAUUCACAAUGCCAACGAUACGUUUACAGUGAAAUACGCACCCCCUGCUCCUGGCAGAUACACCGUCAAAGUUCUCUUUGCCGCCAAGGAAAUCCCUGCCAGUCCUUUCCGUGUCAAAGUUGAUCCUUCACACGAUGCCAGCAAAGUCAGAGCAGAGGGCCCCGGGCUCAGCAAGGCAGGGGUAGAAAAUGGAAAACCAACUCACUUCACCGUCUUCACCAAGGGGGCGGGGAAGGCCCCACUGGAUGUGCAGUUCAGCGGUUCUCAGCCUGGGGUCGCUGUCCGGGAUCUGGACAUCAUUGACAAUUAUGACUAUUCUCACACUGUGAAAUACACACCAGUCCAACAGGGCAGCACACAGGUCCUGGUGACCUACGGCGGAGAUCCGAUUCCCAAGAGCCCUUUCGUGGUGGAGAUUGCUGCCCCUCUGGAUCUGAGCAAGAUAAAGAUCAAUGGACUGGAGAAUAGAGUGGAAGUCGGAAAGGACCAGGAGUUCCUGGUGGACACCAAAGGAGCUGGGGGGCAGGGCCAAUUGGAUGUGACAAUCUUGAGCCCGGCUCGACAGGUGGUGCCGUGCCUGGUGGCCUCGGUCCCAGGCAAGGAUUACAGCACUGCCAAGUACAUCCCCAAGGAAGAAGGCUUGUACGCUGUGGAUGUGAGUUACGAUGGGAACCCCGUCCCGGGCAGCCCCUUUACCGUCGAAGCUUCUCUGCCUCCGGAUCCCACAAAGGUUAAAGCCCAUGGCCCUGGACUUGCAGGUGGUUUUGUGGGGAAGCCCGCUGAGUUCACAAUAGACACCAAAGGAGCUGGCACGGGCGGCUUGGGCCUGACGGUAGAAGGUCCGUGUGAAGCCAAGAUCGAAUGCUCAGACAAUGGGGAUGGGACCUGUUCGGUGUCUUACCUUCCCACGAAGCCUGGUGAAUACUUUGUCAACAUCCUGUUUGAGGAGGUCCACAUUCCUGGUUCUCCGUUUAAAGCAGACAUCGAGAUGCCCUUUGAUCCCUCCAAAGUCGUGGCCAGUGGCCCUGGGCUGGAACAUGGGAAGGUGGGAGAGGCCGCCAUGCUGACUGUAGACUGUUCAGAGGCCGGGUCUGGGGUCUUGGGCAUGGAAGCCGUGUCUGAUGCUGGGGUCAAAGCCGAUGUCCGCAUUCAGAAUAACAAGGAUGGCACUUAUGCCGUGACCUAUGUGCCCCUCGCUGCGGGCAUGUAUACGCUGACCCUGAAUUACGGAGGGGAGCCAGUGCCAACGUUCCCUGCCCGGGUCAAGGUGGAGCCGGCCGUCGAUACCAGCAAAAUCAAAGUCUACGGACCUGGCAUCGAAGGGAAAGAUGUCUUUCGGGAAGCCACAACCAACUUCACGGUGGAUUCCCGCCCGCUGACCAAGGGUGGAGGGGAUCAUAUCAAAGCCACCAUUGCCAACCCCUCUGGGGCCUUCACGGACUACCUCCUUAAAGACAACGCAGAUGGGACUUAUGACAUUGAGUUCACACCGUUUGAAAAAGGCCUCCACACAGUGGAAGUGACAUACGAUGAUGUGCCUGUGCCCCAUAGCCCCUUCCAAGUGGCUGUCACUGAAGGCUGCCAUCCAUCUCGAGUGCAAGCCCAAGGGCCUGGGCUGAAAGAAGGCUUUACCAACAAGCCCAAUCCCUUCACUGUGGUUACCAGAGGAGCCGGAAUUGGGGGCCUUGGCAUAACUGUGGAGGGACCAUCCGAGUCAAAGAUAAGUUGCAAAGAUAACAAAGAUGGCAGCUGCAGUGCAGAGUAUAUCCCAUUUGUGCCAGGGGAUUAUGACGUCAAUAUCACGUACGGAAAUGAGCACGUGCCUGGCAGUCCAUUCAGGAUCCCCGUGAAAGAUAUCAUAGACCCCAGCAAGGUCAAGCUUGCAGGCCCUGGCCUGGGGACAGGAGUCAGAGCCAAAGUCCCACAGUCCUUCACCGUGGACACGAGUCAGGCUGGCCUGGCUCCGCUGGAGGUGCUGGUCCUAGGCCCCAGAGGCCUGGUGGAACCGGUGACUGUGGUGGACAAUGGAGACGGCACUCACACUGUGACCUACACCCCGUCGCAAGAAGGACCUUACAUGCUGUCUGUCAAGUAUGCUGACGAGGAUGUCCCUCACAGUCCUUUCAAGGUCAAGGUCCUCCCGACAUAUGAUGCCAGCAAAGUGACUGCCAGCGGCCCCGGCCUCAGCUCCUAUGGGGUUCCAGCCAGUUUGCCCGUGGAGUUUGCGGUGGAUGCCAAAAAGGCGGGAGUUGGCCCCCUUGCUGUCCAGAUAACGGACCAAGAAGGAAAACCCAAGAGAGCCCAUGUUCAUGACAACAAAGAUGGCACCUAUGCGGUGACCUAUCUCCCCGACAAGACAGGUCGCUAUCUGAUUGGGGUCACAUAUGGCGGGGACAACAUCCCAUCUUCUCCUUACCGCAUCCGGGCCACCCAGACUGGAGAUGCCAGCAAGUGCUUGGCCACAGGCCCUGGGAUCGCGCCCACUGUCAAAACUGGGGAGGAAGUUGGCUUUGUUGUUGAUGCCAAGACGGCCGGGAAAGGGAAGGUGACCUGUACUGUCCUGACCCCUGACGGCACCGAGGUAGAAGCGGAGGUCAUUGAGAACGAGGACGGCACCUACGACAUCUUCUACACGGCGGCAAAGCCCGGCACCUACGUCAUCUACGUGCGCUUUGGGGGCGUGGAUAUUCCCAACAGCCCCUUUACCGUCAUGGCUACAGAUGAUGAAGUUGCCGUAAUGAAGGAGGCGCUGGUAAAUGCAUGUCCCCCUGGCUACAGCCCUUGGGUGACGGAAGAAGCCUACGUCCCAGUCAGCGACAUGAAUGGUCUGGGAUUUAAGCCCUUUGACCUGGUCAUCCCCUUUGCUGUAAGGAAAGGAGAAGUAACUGGAGAGGUUCACAUGCCCUCUGGAAAGACGGCCACCCCCGAGAUUGUCGACAACAAAGAUGGCACCGUCACAGUUCGCUACGCGCCUACUGAGGUUGGCCUACACGAGAUGCACAUUAAGUACAUGGGGAACCACAUUCCUGAGAGCCCCCUCCAGUUCUACGUGAACUACCCAAAUAGCGGCAGCGUGUCAGCAUAUGGGCCCGGCCUGGUGUAUGGUGUCGCCAACAAGACCGCCACCUUCACCAUUGUCACAGAGGACGCUGGAGAGGGUGGGCUGGACUUGGCCAUCGAAGGCCCUUCCAAGGCCGAGAUCAGCUGCAUUGACAACAAGGAUGGCACCUGCACAGUGACCUACCUGCCCACACUCCCUGGGGACUACAGCAUCCUCGUGAAGUACAAUGACAAACACAUACCUGGCAGCCCCUUCACAGCCAAGAUCACAGAUAACAACAGGAGAUGUUCCCAAGUGAAGCUGGGCUCCGCUGCUGACUUUCUGCUAGACAUCAGUGAAACUGACCUGAGCAGCCUGACCGCCAGCAUCAAGGCCCCGUCUGGGCGAGAUGAGCCGUGUCUCCUGAAGAGGCUCCCAAACAACCACAUUGGCAUUUCUUUCAUUCCCCGGGAGGUCGGGGAACACCUGGUCAGUAUUAAGAAAAAUGGUAGCCACGUGCCUAACAGCCCCGUGUCCAUCAUGGUGGUGCAGUCUGAGAUCGGAGAUGCCCGGAGGGCUAAAGUCUCGGGCAGGGGCCUGAGCGAAGGACGUACUUUUGAAAUGUCAGACUUCAUUGUUGACACGAGGGAUGCAGGUUAUGGAGGCAUAUCCUUGGCAGUGGAAGGACCAAGCAAGGUUGACAUCCAGACAGAAGACCUCGAAGAUGGAACCUGUAAAGUCUCCUAUUUCCCGACAGUACCAGGGGUUUAUAUUGUGUCCACCAAGUUUGCCGACGAACACGUGCCAGGGAGUCCCUUCACUGUGAAAAUCAGCGGAGAAGGCAGGGUCAAGGAAAGCAUCACUCGCGCAAGCCGGGCACCAUCGGUGGCAACCGUUGGUAGCAUCUGUGAUCUCAACCUGAAAAUUCCAGAAAUAGACAGCGCAGACAUGUCAGCCCACGUCACCAGCCCCUCCGGCCGCACAACUGAGGCAGAGAUUGUGCCCGUGGGGAAGAGCUCCCACUGUGUCCGAUUUGUGCCCCAGGAGAUGGGGGUGCACACAGUGAGCGUCAAAUACCGAGGGCAGCAUGUGACGGGAAGCCCGUUCCAGUUCACUGUUGGGCCUCUCGGGGAAGGGGGUGCCCAGAAAGUCCGAGCCGGGGGCCCGGGCCUGGAGAGAGGAGAAGCGGGAGUACCAGCUGAAUUUAGCAUUUGGACCAGAGAGGCUGGGGCCGGGGGCCUGUCGAUCGCUGUCGAAGGACCAAGCAAAGCAGAAAUCGCCUUUGAUGACCAUAAAAACGGCUCGUGCGGUGUGUCCUAUAUUGCUCAGGAGCCUGGCAACUAUGAGGUGUCAAUCAAGUUCAACGACGAGCACAUCCCAGAAAGCCCCUACCUGGUUCCUGUCAUCGCCCCCUCCGACGAUGCCCGCAGACUCACUGUUAUGAGCCUUCAGGAAUCUGGAUUAAAAGUUAACCAGCCGGUGUCCUUCGCUAUAAGGUUGAAUGGGGCCAAAGGCAAGAUUGAUGCAAAAGUCCACAGCCCCUCAGGGGCAGUUGAAGAAUGCCACGUUUCUGAACUGGAGCCAGAUAAGUACGCGGUUCGUUUCAUUCCCCAUGAGAACGGCGUUCAUACAAUCGAUGUCAAGUUCAAUGGGAGCCACGUUGUUGGAAGCCCCUUUAAAGUGCGUGUCGGGGAUCCGGGACAAGCAGGAAACCCAGCUCGCGUCUCUGCGUAUGGAGCUGGCCUGGAAGGGGGCACCACAGGUGUCCAAUCAGAGUUUUUCAUCAAUACCACCAGAGCUGGCCCAGGGACACUGUCUGUUACAAUUGAAGGACCAUCCAAGGUCAAAAUGGACUGCCAGGAGACUCCGGAAGGUUACAAAGUCAUGUACACACCGAUGGCUCCAGGAAAUUAUCUGAUUGGUGUGAAAUAUGGUGGACCCAACCACAUUGCAGGCAGCCCUUUCAAGGCCAAAGUGACAGGUCAACGCCUGGUCAGCCCAGGCACUGCCAAUGAGACCUCUUCCAUCCUGGUUGAAUCAGUGACCAGAUCUUCCACAGAAACCUGCUACAGUGCUGUCCCGAAAGCUUCCUCGGAUGCCAGCAAGGUGACUUCAAAGGGAGCAGGGCUCGUGAAAGCAUUCGUGGGUCAGAAGAGCACCUUCCUGGUCGACUGCAGCAAGGCGGGUUCCAAUAUGUUACUGAUUGGUGUCCAUGGCCCCACCACACCUUGCGAAGAAGUGUCCAUGAAACACGUAGGAAACCAGCAAUAUAACGUGACUUACGUUGUGAAGGAGAAGGGAGAUUAUGUUUUGGCUGUCAAGUGGGGCGAGGAGCACAUUCCUGGAAGUCCCUUCCAUGUCACAGUCCCUUAAAGCAGGUCCUAACGAAAUGCUUUAUUUGUAAUGUUGAUUUUUAUACAGAGUUUAUGGGCCUUUUGUGGAAAUGAAAUGUAGUAUCUAAAUAUGCAGCUCAUACUUAAGUACGUCCAGAAGUAAAUGCUAAACUUUUUAUUCUUUAGGAGACUUUUCCAAAUCUCAAAGCUUAGAAAUUUCAAAUGUCAUUAAUGUCCAUUUCUGUGCACUCGAUUCCAAUGAUACCUCUCAGUCCCGUCCUUCACAGACAGCAUUUGAAGAUCAUGCGUGUGAUGGGCCUGCACGCUGAUUUCACUGCAGACAUUCGAGGUCGUGAACGUGAACCAAAACUGGAACUGCCUUUUAAAAAAAUGAGUUUGGGGACCAGACCGUCCUUACUAAGGGGAGGGUGUUUUUGUUUUUUCUAAUGAAAAGGAAAUGGGGUUCAAACUUGGUACACACAUGAUAUUAAUUUUUGUGCCUUGUGGGAUGAAAAGGGCUACUAAGUUAUUUACCCCUGUUUUAACGCUAACACUUUGUACCGGUUCCCUGUGGCUCUUCUCUUCGAGAGGCCUGUUAAGCUGUUAGCAAAGCAGAUAGGCCCCUGGUAGUUUUCCCACGUCUUUGCUAUUUUCUCCUGGAAUCCCAACUUGCUGUGUUUACCUUCAGGCUCUGUUGAUCAGUGGGAAGACACUGCAGGCUUGGGCGGCAGCCCCUUUGCCAAAGGUUACUUUUUAACCCCACCCCAACAGGCUUCCUCCUUUGCACAUAUUUCACUUGUGUGUUGGGAUCAUUACUAGCUUUUUGUCAAACUCAUAAAAUUCAAAUUGCAGCCAAGUGUGAAGGGGCCAGACUGCAAGCUCAAGGCCUCUCGCUGCAGAGAGGAGAGCUAAAAUAGGAACCUUUCUGGGGGGUGGGGGGCGGGCAUUUUUGUUGUGGGUCUUAUAACAGAUGGUAAGGAAUUCAGCUUUCUCUGAAGCACUUAUCAGUUCAUUGUGAAAGGAGGGGCAGUGACUUGAUCAUGCUGCUUCCCUCUUAGCACCUACAGUGAGUACUGGUCAGAAGCUGGGCGUGGACUUCUUGGUCUGGGAGGAUCUGCCCUCCUGGGAUCACUUUUGCAAUAUUUCAUCCCAUUCCUGUGAAAAACUUGAGAGGGUGUUCUCCCCCACCCCUCAUCCCUCAAUCCCAAAUUUCAGCCCCCCACCCCCCCAUUCCCCUCAACUUUAGGGGAUGGUCUGAUACCACAAAUACCAAAUGUUUCACUUUGGCCACCUGGGUAAACUUUCUGAUGAGCUUCAUUCAACUGAUUGGGGAAAAAACCCUUGGAAGAAGAUGCUCUUUCAGAACAGGCCCCGAGGCAUGAGCCUGAUCCCCUGGCCAGGAUUCUGUCAUCACCAGAAUUGAUUGGCUGGAAGAGUGGGUGUAGGUGAAAGCCCAGCCCAAGGGAGACUGUGGUGCCCCAUUGCUUUCUUUGUGUACCGUGCCUUCAUGUGAAAUGCUCACAACCUUGUAAACUAGCAAAUGGAAGAAGAAGCAGCACCCACAUGCAGGAUUGUAAAAUUGUAUCUUAUAACUUAUUAAAAUAAAAUCUUUGCUCCUUAAAA